AUGCGGGCACGGCGGCCGUCCGUUCGCCGAGGAAGGAAGAGGACGCGGGCGCGGGACGGGAUGCUGGCCCGGAGGCUGGUGGCCGUCGGCGCGGUGCUGGUGCUGAUGCUGCAGAGCUCUCUGGCCGCUGGAGCUGAGGGAGGUCACCACGAGUCAAUGACACGGGCCGUCAUGCCUCUGGACCCUGCAGCUCCCUCCGACCUCUCAGCCAUCCCCUGGGCUGGAGACACAACUGGAGCGAAAGACAAAAACGCCGGACCCAGACGUUGGCCCGAGGGCAAAGUGUUCGCUGAGGCCCGAGCAGCCGUUUGGACUGAAACAGAAGCAGGAUUGCGCGCUGGGGCGGAUGGCAGAGUUUUUGCAGAGACCUGGGCUGAAGUUGGGGCUGAAUGGAGUCCAGUGGAUGCGGAGAGGGACCGCCUGCCAAUUUUGGACAGCAAUGCUGGUCUGCAAAGCAGAGAAGAGUCGGUGAGCAGCCUGCCAGCCUGGGAUCUCCCCACAGUUCCCGAGUCGCUCCUGGCCACAGUGGGCGACCACGACGUCACACUCCCUGCCAAUGUCACCAGCCCUUUCUCCACCCACCAGUGGAACACCACCAUUCCUGUGCGGACCGGAAACACCUCACGGCACACACCCACAUCAGCCACCACCGUAAACACAUCUCUAUCACCCACCACCACCACCUCAACUUUACCGUUAUCCACCACAGCAAGAGCACGAACACUAUCGGAAUCCAGUACAGUUUCUAACACUACGAGCCAGGACACUGUGACCAAUGAGGGCCUUCAGCUGACCACAGUAACCAUGACGACGCCCUCAACGACCACCCUUACUGUGACCACCGCUGAGAUGACGACACAAGCCGCGACCACUGGGAGCGCUGCUACAACUCAGCCCACAACCACCACAACAACCACACCUGCCACUACCACCACCACCACCACUACGGUCCCCCCAACCACAACAACCACCACCACCACCACCACCACUACUCUUCCCCCCACUACAACAACCACCACACCUGCAACUACUACUACUGCUGCCACCACCACUACUACUACCACUACAACCACCACAACAGAGGCACCUGCCACUACUCUGUUCAUCCCUAUCGAAACCACAUUGCCUCCCACCACGACCACUGAACCUCCGUCCAGUACCAGUGCAGAGGAAGGUCCUCUACCAUGCAACGUGACCGAGAAGUUCUGGGUCAAAACAGUUCUGUCCAUUGAGCUGCGUAGGAACCGCCUGGAUCUGAUCCUGAAACAGAACCUCUCUAAAGGACUGAGCCACGCCCUGCAGAGAGCCCUGAAUGACUCCACAGCCAACGCGCAGGUGGAACACGAAGACUGCGGCCCCCACAAUGUGACGUUGGGUUACUACGUGACCAGCGGCAAGACCGUCUACGUUGCCUCCCUGGUGGUCGAGGCGCUGCAUGUUUACGGUUUUGACAAGCUACUGUCGGACAUCAGGCAGCACACCCCGUUGGUCAAGGCCGUCCUGGUUCCCGUUGCAACCUGGUUGCCCGCUCCGAGCAUCCACCUGCAGCUGAAAACAGUGUUGAGGUUCGUCGGCCCAACAGAUAACAUCUACUCCUGCAGCUUCGUCCAGAUGUUGGAGCAGCGGCUGGAAAAUGCCUUCGACGAGGCUCAGGACAAAGUGCUGGAGACCUACAACAGGCUCACCGUGGAGAUCCAGAGCGUGUCCCAGGAGCCGGGCUCUCCGUCCGUCUCGCUGGUGUAUGUGGUGAAGAACCAGGAUGCCAUUCUCAACGGGACGAUCUCCAGCGGCCUACUCAACCAGCUGACCGCGGAGCUAGUGGGAUACUUCCUGUUCUACCCACCAUUGGUCAUCGCCGAGCCCCUUGAAUACCAUAAUCUGAACACAUCGAUGGCGACCAAGAACUAUUGGGUGAUAACAGUGAUCCAGGAUGUGGAAAGCUCCUCCCUGGAGGCCAACUAUCAGAGCUUUGCCAGCCUGAUGGAGCAGCGGCUGGCUGAGCUCUUCCUGGUAGCCGGCAGGCAGGGCCCUCGGACGGCGAGACCUCGGCGGGCCACCACCGUAGGGAGCUACACUGUACAGAUGGUGAGCAUGCGUCGGCUGCCGGGUCCAAAGAACCCAGCGGAGAUGACCUACUACGCCCAGCUGAACGGGGCGCCCAUCACUGGAUCCAACGCUGCCAAGACCCUCAGCAGUCUGGACUCCCAGACCAUGGCUCUGACACUGGGAUAUUUUGUGCAAGUGCAGGCUGAACCUGUGGUAAAGACGCCGCCCAGCAACCUGUGGAUCAUGGCCGUGCUGACGCCUCUCUUCCUGUUGAUGGUGGUGAUCGUCAUGGUGUCCUUCAUUCUGUGCAAGAGGAACAGGGUCAUCUUCAAGACUGGCGCCUUCAGGAACUUCAAAACACGCUCCAAGACCUCAUAUCGAAGGGAGGGCAGUUACCACCACCAGCCUGUCCAGGGCUUUGACUACGCCAAGAAGCACAUGGGUCGAACCGGUGACGAGGCCGUCUCCGUUACCAAGGAGACGCUGGUGCUGGGGCUGCCUGUACGAGAUGCUCCACUGUCACUGUCAUUGGAUAAGAAGGUCCACCAGGAUGGGACGGCCAGCAAGAGGCCUCCAUCUGCUGACAUACACAAAGGAGGGCGGUUGCCAAGCGAGGAGGACGGCUCGGUGUCAAGUAGCGGCUCCGGGAAGCUGAACACUAGCAAGAGCUCCUCGGCCCGAAGGACGGCGACCGGCAGCAGCAUCAAGAACGGCAAGGAGGAGCUCCACAAGAGGAGCACCAACGACCCGUACGAAGACCAUUCCGGCUCUCUGCGUCUCAUCACCAUCAAACCCAUGACUGCUCAGCCAACCUACUCCUACCCCACCUCCUCAUGUCACAGCCAAGACUCUGUGGUCCUCAACGGGGAGGCAAACCACAGCGGGCUGAAGCAGAAGUCGGACAUCGAGCACUACAGGAAUAAACUGCGGCAGAAGGCCAGGAGGAAGGGCUACGGAGAGUUCUCUCUGUCCGAGAACGGCAGCCACGGCUACAGUCACCGCGAUGCCAGGCUCGGUCGGCACGACAACGGGGUCAAGGAGCCAAUGACCGCUGAGGAGAAGAGGGCCUCCUUCGCAGGAUGUCAUAAGAGGUACUCUCACCCACGGGAGCCAAACUACUGGAGCCGUCAGUCUCUGAGCAGCCAGAGCCCUGUAGAGACGGAGAUGGACCUGCUGGUGCUGAGAGAAAGAUCCAGGAGGGGCAUCCGAAACAACGGCUAUGAUGGCGAGCCGGAACCGUUUGAGGAGACCAACAUGGACCGUCUGAUGAGCUCCCUGGGUUACGGUGGCGGGUCCACCGGCACCGGCAGCCUGGGGGUGAAAGCUCACCGCGGCUCCGACUCCUCCACACUCAGCUCGCAGCCAUCCAUUGAUGAGGUUCGCACUCAGAUGCACAUGUUGCUAGGCAACGCCUUCAGCCUGGCGCCUCCGGACCACGACCCCCCUUCUCCGCCAACCAACCACCACCGUCACCACCACCAUGCCCACAGAGCCUACAACCCGUCCCACACCAGCCACUACAGUGAUGGGGUGACCAGCGCCCCGGGGACCAUGAACCACCCAUGUGGGGGCAGGCAGAGGAGUGCAGGAUACGAGGACAUGCACCAGUGUAGCCUGCCCAAACCGGGUUUCCGGUUCACCCAGCUUCCUGAUAUGGGCAUCGGGUCUCCCCCACCGCUGAUCCCCUCAAGACCAGGACCGCCACCUGGGACCUCAUUGCGACGUUCCACCCCCGAUGUUAGUCUGAAGCCCCGCGUGUCUGAGGCCUCAGACCUGCAGGUCCAGCAGCACAACGGUGCCCCCUACCUGCCGCUGUCCAGGACGCCCUUCCCCGCUGUCACUGUCGACCAGUCCAUCACCACCUACUCAGGAAACCCAAUCACAGCAGUCUACGCUAUAUCUGCCAACCGCCCGGGUUACUCGGACUACUUCGUCAUGUCGCCGCCGUCCUCGUACCGGAGCCCGUCCUGGAUGUCCUACCCACCUGAGCCGGAGGACCUGCCACGGCAGUGGAACGAUACACCGCAAGGAGACAGCUGCGUGCACCCGCGCCCGGUUAUUUGGCAGCAGCCCCCACCACCACCACAGGCUCUUCGUCAACGCCGCACACUGAUCCGGGAACAGCAGCAGCAGCUCCUCUCUCACACCCCCGCUCAGCAGCUCUUCAACGUGGUGCGCCUCUGA
Anoplopoma fimbria (sablefish) is the source of this 4230-nucleotide messenger RNA. RefSeq names its product KIAA1549-like a. Bases 1 to 4230 code for a protein of 1409 amino acids. The record is from RefSeq and is a predicted model, not a curated record. The transcript has 25 exons. NCBI's taxonomy places the organism in Eukaryota, Metazoa, Chordata, Actinopteri, Perciformes, Anoplopomatidae.